This is a messenger RNA of Neodiprion fabricii, 2084 nucleotides long. RefSeq names its product UPF0692 protein CG33108. NCBI's taxonomy places the organism in Eukaryota, Metazoa, Arthropoda, Insecta, Hymenoptera, Diprionidae. The record is from RefSeq and is a predicted model, not a curated record. The coding region runs from base 212 to 955 and encodes 247 amino acids. The transcript has 4 exons.
GAUUAGGGAAGAUGUUGGGCGGCUGAAGGACGUGGGCCUCGCGUCAGUUGGGUUUCACUCGCUAGAACAGGAUCGCUCUGAUUUUUCCAUGGAAAAGCAAAGAGUCAGGACACAUAGCCUGUGGUCAAUCAACAGCAAUUGACGCCUGACCGAAUUCUCCAGGACGGAGGAAAUCGACUGCGACAUAACAAAGCAACCGUCGUCAGCGAUCAUGCCUGCGCCGCCUCCCAGCCUCCCGGAGACCCCAUCCAGAGACAAUACCGCCGACAAUCGCCAGUCCGAGUCUCUUCCACCUUGGGCCAAGAUUACACUGACUUCAGCAGAGGCUGAGAUUGAGAAACUCAUAUCCAGAAACGAGCUCAAGGAUGCUGAAGUCACGUACUUUUGCCAGGUUGAACCCAUCCUACAGGACGGACCUCAAUGCGGCCUCGUUGCACUCGCAAUGGCGUCACAGGAGUACACGAAGCCAGUCUCGGUUACACAGCUGCUAGCGGAGGCAAGAGUGAGGGGUUUUACACAGCACGGAGAAGUUUACAGCGUUGACUAUAUGGGAACACUGGCAGCUGAAUACUUGCCCGAACAUAGGCCUGAUAUUCUGAUAGAUUUGCAGACUUGUCCAGAUUCGCUGACGCAUGCACUCGCCCAUGGAGCUAUGGUCCUCAUUCCGUACGAUUCGGACUUCAACCAUGCUCCGUGUUUGAAGAGGGGACACAAGGCGCACUGGGCGUUGCUGGUGGGCCUUAUUUCGUCGAGGCAAGGCUAUCACGUUCUCGCCCGCCACGGCAAGUCUCGUCAUCUGGCUUGCUGGCCUCUGCGGGAUCUGAUCGAAAGCAACGGGAACUUGGAAGAGGAAGGCGCCGCCAGGCACGCCGGAGGCUACGUCGUGCCCAAAGGCGGAGUCGGUGGACAGAGAGGUCUGCGUGGCAGAGCGCUGGCGCUUCAUCCGUACAUCUAAACGAACUUGGUGGAGGAUAAACGGCUGGGAAUCAUACAUCUGCGUUGAAUAUAAAUCCCAAAGAAUAAUAUAAUUUUUACAGCAAUUUUAAAAUCGUUUCAGCCAGAGACAAAGGAGAGUAAGUCGAAGAGUAUCAAUGAUAAUGGCGAGUAAGUUGAAGGAAAUGAAAAUGGCAAUCGGACUUUCAAGCCAGAACUACGAACAAACUCGCGAAAAGAGUGAUUUAGAAACACAAAAAACGUUGAAGAAAAGCUGUUUAAGAUCUUCGUGGUCUAAAUUGAAAUCUUCAGAUUCAAAACAAUCAUUUUCUCACUUUUUCCGAUACAUUUUCUUUGGAUUAAGCAAUUUCUCUACUACAUGUCGAUCGAUGACAUAUACUUGCGAUAUAAAAUGAAUCUGAAUUGUCUAAAUCAAAUAUGUAAUGUCAUAUAAAGUAAUGAAGAAUUGAGAAAAUAACAAAAUAAAACAAUUAUUAUAAUUAGGUAGGCACAUUAUCAAAAUGAUUAUGCAUCAUUUUAUGAAAAUAAUACGAUCAAAAACCUGAAUCGUGAGAAUUUUCGGUUCAGCUUUUUAUAUAUACCAUAAUAAAAUUACCAAUAACAGUUGUCAUAUUAUUUAUGUAACAAAUAUUUAAAUUAUCGGAUAUAAAUUCGGUUAUUUAUCAUCGGUUAAGUUUGCAUCCAUCCAAAGAGAUAAAAGAACAUUUAAGGCUAAAAAUAGAACAAAGCUCGUUAAUUAUGGACACUAGUUUAGCAAGAAUCGUGAAUAGCGAACAAAUACCUAGUUAAUUAUGUAAAUUCGUCUAAAUGUUAAAUUGUUUUUUGUUCAUAUGAUGUCACUUUGAAAACGUUCUCUUUUUUCUUACGUUAUUUCUGUUCGUUCUUACAAAAUUUUUGGUACCAUUUAUAAAUUUGUGCUUUAUUGCAUCCGAUUAAUCAUAAAAAUAUACUGUAACAUAUAGAUGUAUGAAAAUAAAAUCGCGAAUGCAACGCACUGCGCAUAAAACCGCGAGUAAGUUCAAGUAGAAUGCAGAAGCGCAUUUCUCAUACGAAAUUGGAAUUUAUCAAUUGUCAUUAACGGCAGUAAAAAUAAAAAUAAAAAUUAUAAUCAUAAUUACCGAUUAUGAACA